Eublepharis macularius is the source of this 366-nucleotide messenger RNA. RefSeq names its product 60S acidic ribosomal protein P1-like. Lineage: Eukaryota; Metazoa; Chordata; Lepidosauria; Squamata; Eublepharidae. The record is from RefSeq and is a predicted model, not a curated record. Gene Ontology annotation, cellular component: ribosome; cytosolic large ribosomal subunit. Gene Ontology annotation, molecular function: structural constituent of ribosome; ribonucleoprotein complex binding; protein kinase activator activity. The transcript is spliced from 2 exons. The coding region runs from base 1 to 366 and encodes 121 amino acids. Gene Ontology annotation, biological process: cytoplasmic translation; translational elongation.
AUGGCUUCCGUUUCCGAGCUUGCUUGCAUUUACUCCACGCUGAUUCUUCACAAUGACGAAGUCACCGUCAUGGAGGAUAAGAUCAAUGCACUUAUCAAAGCAGCUGGAGUGAAUGUUGAACAUUUCUGGCCAGGCCUAUUUGCAAAAGCCCUGGCCAACACUGACAUUGGAAGUCUCAUCUGUAAUGUUGGAGUGGGUGGUGCUCCGGCUGCUGCGGCCCCUGCUGGAGGAAGAGGGGCCCCUGCAGGUGGCGCUGCUCCUGCUGAAGAAAAGAAAGAAGAGUCUGAAAAAUCUGAUUAUGACAUGGGCUCAGCCACAGACAUGAAGAAGAGACAACGCUGGCCAAUGCAGCAUAUUGGCCCCUAG